This is a messenger RNA of Lutzomyia longipalpis, 4887 nucleotides long. It is a transcript of the gene Top2, whose product is annotated as DNA topoisomerase 2. Gene Ontology annotation, biological process: DNA topological change; sister chromatid segregation; resolution of meiotic recombination intermediates. NCBI's taxonomy places the organism in Eukaryota, Metazoa, Arthropoda, Insecta, Diptera, Psychodidae. Gene Ontology annotation, molecular function: DNA binding; ATP binding; DNA topoisomerase type II (double strand cut, ATP-hydrolyzing) activity. Bases 176 to 4660 code for a protein of 1494 amino acids. The record is from RefSeq and is a predicted model, not a curated record. The transcript is spliced from 7 exons. Gene Ontology annotation, cellular component: nucleus.
AUAGGCGAUUGGAAGGCUGGAAUCGAAGAAGGCGAACGAAGUGUCAAAUUGUCAAUUUAUGGCGGAAUUUGAAGUGAGUUUGUGAAACAAAAGAGACGCUUUCCGAAAAAACAUACUCCGUACGACGCCGAUUUGUGCGCUUGGAAAAAUUUUGCAAGCAACAAAACCGUUUAAAAUGGCAGCCUCCGGAAGUGGUGGCCACCAAAAUGGACGAGAGAACAUUGAGAAGAUCUACCAGAAGAAGAGUCAGUUGGAGCACAUCCUCUUACGUCCGGAUACCUAUAUCGGGAGCGUGGAGAUGGUCAAGGAGCACAUGUGGGUGUAUGAUAAGGAGAAGAAGCGCAUGGAGCAGCGUGAGAUCUCCUAUGUGCCCGGAUUGUACAAGAUCUUCGAUGAGAUUCUGGUUAAUGCGGCGGACAAUAAGCAGCGUGAUCCGAAGAAUAUGACGCGUAUAAAGAUUGAUAUUAAUCAGGAGACAAAUACCAUCUCAGUGUGGAACAACGGGAAGGGUAUUCCGGUGGUGAUGCACAAAGAGCAAAAAAUGUACGUGCCGACGAUGAUAUUUGGUCAUUUGCUCACCUCGUCGAACUACAAUGACGAAGAGGAGAAGGUCACAGGAGGGAGGAAUGGCUACGGUGCCAAGUUGUGCAACAUCUUCAGCACAAAGUUCUCCGUUGAGACAGCAUGCCGGGAGUACAAGGCGUGCUUCAAGCAAACCUGGGGCGAUAACAUGACAAAGGCAUCAGAACCGAAGGUGAAAUCCUUCAAUGGCGAUGACUACACGAAGGUGACAUUCUCUCCGGAUCUGGCCAAGUUUAAAAUGGAAAAAUUGGACGAUGACAUUGUGAGUCUCCUCAGCCGCAGGGCCUACGACGUAGCGGCAUCUUCGCGCAAUGUUGCCGUUUUCCUCAAUGACGAGAAGGUGCCCGUGAAGAAUUUCAAGGACUACGUGGAUCUCUACCUCAAGGAAAAUCUAGAUGAAAGCUCAGGGACUCCUCCGAAAGUUGUCUAUGAGAAUGUCAAUGAACGCUGGGAAGUGGCGCUCACAAUGUCCGAAAAGGGUUUCCAACAAAUGUCCUUUGUCAAUUCCAUUGCAACCACAAAGGGUGGCCGGCAUGUGGAUCAUGUGGUUGAUGCGAUUGUGAAGCAACUCAUUGAGGUGUUAAAGAAGAAGAACAAGGGUGGUACGAAUAUUAAGCCGUUCCAGGUGAAGAAUCACAUUUGGAUCUUCAUUAACUGCCUCAUUGUGAAUCCCUCAUUUGACUCCCAAACCAAGGAGAAUAUGACGCUACAGGCAAAGAGUUUCGGCUCCAAAUGCACCCUCUCCGACAAAUUCAUUAACAAUGUGACCAAAUGCGGCGUUGUGGAGUCCGUGCUGCAAUGGGCAAAGUUCAAAGCAAUGAAUGAACUGGGUAAGACGAGUGGGAGUAAGAAGCAGAAAAUUAAGGGAAUCCCCAAAUUGGAGGAUGCCAAUGAUGCUGGCACAAAGAACUCCCUGUCGUGCACACUAAUUCUCACGGAGGGAGAUUCAGCCAAAACACUCGCAAUUUCCGGCCUUGGGGUUGUUGGCCGUGACACCUUUGGCGUCUUUCCGCUUCGUGGUAAAUUGCUAAAUGUUCGCGAAGCCACGCAUAAGCAAAUCCUGGAGAAUGCCGAAAUAAAUCACCUGAUUAAGAUUCUGGGGCUGCAGUACAAGAAGAAGUACAAUACAUUGGAUGAUUUGAAGACCCUUCGCUAUGGGAAGGUGAUGAUAAUGACAGAUCAAGAUCAGGAUGGAUCACACAUUAAGGGUCUCCUGAUAAACUUCAUUCACACCAAUUGGCCCGAAUUGCUACGUCUGCCCUUCCUUGAGGAAUUCAUCACGCCCAUUGUGAAGGCAAAGAAGGGCAAUCAGGAGCUUUCCUUCUACUCCCUGCCAGAGUUUGAGGAAUGGAAGGCAGCCACUCCAAAUGCUCAUACCUUUAACAUCAAAUACUACAAAGGUUUGGGUACAUCCACCGCCAAUGAGGCGAAGGAGUACUUCCGGAAUAUGAAGAGGCAUCGUAUCCCCUUCAGGUAUGAAGGCACCGUGGAUGAUGACGCCAUUGUGAUGGCAUUCUCAAAGAAAUGCGUUGAGCAGCGCAAGGAAUGGCUCACAGCGCACAUGGCAGAGUGCAAGAGGCGCAAACAGCUAGGCCUACAGGAGAGGUAUUUGUACACGAAGACAACUACAAGCGUGAGCUAUUCGGAAUUUGUCAAUCUGGAGCUGGUUCUCUUCUCAAACAUGGAUAAUGAACGCUCUAUUCCAAAUGUCGUGGAUGGCUUCAAGCCUGGCCAGCGGAAGGUUAUCUUCACGUGCUUCAAGCGUAAUGACAAGCGUGAAGUGAAAGUGGCCCAAUUGGCAGGAUCAGUGGCCGAGAAGUCAGCCUAUCAUCAUGGUGAGCAGAGUCUCUGUGGGACAAUUGUUAAUUUGGCACAAAACUACGUGGGAAGCAACAAUAUUAAUCUCCUGCAGCCGAAUGGGCAGUUUGGAACGCGUAUUAAUGGUGGAAAAGACAGCGCAUCACCGCGUUACAUUUUCACAAUGCUCUCACCACUCACUCGCUUGAUCUUCCACCCACACGAUGAUCCCCUCCUUACGUACCAAAAGGAAGAUAAUCAAGACAUUGAGCCACUCUGGUAUAUUCCCAUCAUUCCAAUGGUUCUCGUCAAUGGAGCUGAAGGAAUUGGCACAGGGUGGUCCACAAAGAUACCCAACUACAACCCCCGGGAGCUCAUUAGCAACCUCCGUUUGCUUAUCCAGAAUGAAGAGCCAACACAGAUGAAGCCCUUCUAUAAGAACUUUGUUGGUGACAUUGAAUUCAUCGCAGAUCACAGAUACGUCUGCACGGGAAAUGUGGCUAUCCUCCCGGGGAAUCGUAUUGAGAUAACAGAACUUCCCAUUGGUGUGUGGACACAGACGUACAAGGAGAAUGUCCUGGAGCCACUUCUUCAUGGAACAGACAAGACAAAAGCCAUCCUGAAUGACUACAAGGAGUACCACACCGACACAACCGUCCGUUUUGUCAUUAGCUUCUCAGCUGGAGAGUUUGAUAGGAUUCGCGCCGAGGAUGGUGGCUUCCAUCGUGUCUUUAAGUUGUCCAGCAGCAUCAGUACCAGCAGUAUGCACGCCUUCGAUGAGAAUUUGUGCCUACGUCGCUAUGAUAAUGUUAACGUCAUCCUACGGGAAUUCUAUACGCUUCGUCUUGAUUUCUAUGUGAAACGCAAGAGCUACCUUGUGGGUAUGUUGACGGCAGAAGCGGAAUAUCUCGACAAUCAGGCGCGUUUUAUCGUUGAGAAGUGCAAUGGGACAAUUGUGGUGGAGAAUAAGAAGCGCAAGGUGAUCAUUGAGGAGCUCCUGAAGCGUGGCUACAAACCAAAUCCAACACGUGAAUGGCAACGUUUAAUUAAUCCCAAAUUUGCCGAACAAGAAGCUGAAGCUGAAGCCGCUGAGGCGGCUGAAGAGGAAGAAACAUCGGCUGUGGUGGAUACGAAGAAGCCCAAGAAACCCGUUGAUCCGGAGAGGGCAUUCAAUAAUUCUCAGGAUGUGAAGCAAUUUGACUAUCUACUUGGGAUGAAAAUUUGGAUGCUCACGGAGGAGAAGAAGCGUGAGUUGCUUGACAAGAAGGAGGCAAAACUCUCAGAGCUCAAUAUUCUCAAGGCAAAGACUCCGGAAAUGAUUUGGCUUUCGGAUUUGGAUGCGCUUGAAGCGAAAUUAGAUGAAGUUGAGCAGAAGGAGCGGGAGGAUGAGUAUGGGGCACAGCAGGGGCUGGCAAAGGCAAUGAAGGGGAAGAAGGAACCCGCCAUGAAGGGAGCAAAGAAGGGAGUAAAAGUGGAAAAGGGGGAAAUUUAUCCAGCACAAAAUGGCGAGAAAGUUGCCUUUAAGAUAACCGACGAUAUGGUGAAGAAGUACGAAAAGGCCACACAGGUGGGUGUGAAGAAGGAGAAGGCCGAGAAGAAGAAGAAGGUCAAAGGUGAAGGAGCUGAUGAGGAAAUGGAUGAUCUGGAUGCAUUGGUCAAUGCUGGCGAUAACAGUAUUAAGAAGGAAGAUAAGCCAGCCAAGAAGACCAAGAAAGCCGCCGGAGAUGGGCUCAAACAGACAAAGAUUUCAUUCCCAAAAGAGAAGAAGAAGAAGGCCAAGAGCGGUGCUUUUGGAUCAUCAGAUGAAGAUGAAGUGAAUGAAGUUAGUCCACCAGCCCGCGAGAGAGCCCCAAUGAGGGCGGCAUCGAAGAAGAUUGUCUACAAAUUCGAUUCAGAUCAGGAGGAGGAUGAUGCGGCAUCGGAUGUUUUUGGUGAUUCAGACAGCGAUGAUGAGUUAAAGCCAAUCUCAACGACAAAUCAAUCGAGUGAGGAUAUGUUUGAUUCUCUCAAGGAGGACAAUGGGCAGGAUUCACCCGCAAAGGCACCGCCAGCUGCUCAACCUGCGGCAGCUAAACGCAAACUCAAUAAACCCCCAGCAGCCGCUAAAGUCACAAAGCGCACCAAAAAGGAUCAAAACAGCAGCGAUGAGGAAGUUUUCUCCAAGAAGGCUCGCAAGAAGGAAGAAUUGAGCAGCGAUGAUGAUUUCUCGCCGGUGAAAAAGCCAUCAAGAGGCGCAAAGAAGGCCACAUAUGCCGAAUCAGAUGACGAUUCCGAUUAUUGAAUUAAUUAACUAAUAUAAUUUGUAAUUUGUAAUUUAUUUGAUGUUCUCAAAAAUUUUUUAUCAUUCUCAACGAUAUCCCAUCGUUUUCUCAUCCAAAACUCUGUUAGAGGAAGAAUUUUAAACAAAAAAUCAUUGCUGGAGGUUUAUAGAUUCUCAAAUUAGUUCAAUGGUUUAUCAUUUAUUUUCUUUAUAAACGGUAGAUUAAAUAAAAUAAAUUUUCGUGGAAA